GGCCUCUCACGACACUGUAAUGAAGUGAUGUUAUGAUACAAAAAACCUAAAAGGAACUAUCUGCCAAAUUUCCUUGUUGUUUCUUCAUUUUUAUUUUGUAUGCCGUAGAAGAUGAAAGGGAUAAUAAUGGCUAACGUUCUACAUCGACUUAUCUCCGUUUGCAUUCUUACAAGAAUAGCAUUUUGCCAACAAGCAGAUGUAAGGUUACAGAAUGGACUGACACCAAAAGAGGGUAGGGUUGAGGUUCGCAUCAACGGAACUUGGGGUACACUCUGUGACGACAGCUUUGACGUCAACGACGCUCACGUAAUCUGCCGAAGCAUGGGCUUAACUGGGGCACUUGGUAUGACAUCGCUCUCGGAGUUUGGACCGAGUUCUUUGAAGGUCCACCCGGUUGAUCUGCAGUGCACCGGGGAGGAAUCCAAUUUCUCAGAAUGUCACGUAAAUAAUCUAGAACAUCAACCAGAGAGAUGCAACUCAACUUUAAAAGAGGCCGGUGUGAGAUGCUCAGAUUGUCGGGAUGUCAGUCCUCGUUGUAAAGAAUGGGUCAGCCAAGGAGCAUGCGAAUCUUACGCAGGAGAAAUUCAACAUGUUUGUCAGAGUAGUUGCGACCAGUGUGCACUUUUCAACCUAAACGAUACAGCAACAUCGAUUCCUGGGGAAGAAACAUGUAUGACAGGUCAAUGCUUUCUCGAUUCCAAUAAUGACACUAAGUGCAUACCAGCUGUUGAUGUUUGUGUGACAAUAGGAUGGUACCAAGGGAUCAUAUGUUUACCUACUCCUGUUGAACCAGCUCCAUCUGUCCUGCGAUGCAUGAAUGUGUCCACUGAACGCACAAGAUCGACGCUAUCUGCUACCAGAUUAAUAGAUGACUUCAGAAUAAAGACAUGGCAACUGCCUCAGAGAUCGAAGGAAAUUGAUCGAGAUUUAGAAAUGAUUUUUGAAAAAUUCGCUGUUAUCUACUCGUACAUCCAGCAUUACAAUAUAGAAUUUCUUCCUGAACACCUAUUGAACCGACAGAGACAAGCUACACUCGUAUAUAUAUGGGGUGUGAGUGUGACCUCUAUCGACGAUAAUGCUUUUAGUGCAUUUCCGAGUCUCCAUACGCUACUCUUAGGAGAAAACAAGCUUAAAGAGAUCAGGAAUACAGCGUUCACUGGUUUACAAAGGUUGGAAUAUAUUAAUCUUCAGUUUAACGAGAUAUCUUCGAUUGAAAAUGGUACAUUCGCCCAUUUGGACAGUCUUUUCUUCUUGUGAGUAUUCAUCUUUUAGAAAGUACUAAUUCAGUAGAAUCACAUAAUUAUACACUGCAAAAAAACCCCGGUGUUAAUUUAACACCAACCUGGUAUAUAUAUCGGGAAACACCAGAGAGGUGUUGAAACAAUACCUGUUUGGCGUUUGGCUAUUAAACACGAUAUAGGCAUUAAAGAGGGUGGAUAGUUUUGGUAAUUCCUCAAAAUCGGCAUGUCACCAUUCUAAUUAAUUUGUAUAUUAUAUGAAUGUGUAUGUCCUAAAACAGUCAUGAUGUGGAUGAUAUGAAAUGAAAAGGUGUUUUUCAUGAUAAAUUAUGCUCUUACAUGUGUGGAUUUUACCUUGCCGGGAUACCCAGCUUUUUGAAACGUAGCUGCAUGCAGACACUCAAAGUGCGCACCACCGCCUCUGCCGUGCGUGUGCUACGCGAGAACGAUAAUGUAGUCCUCGCUACACAAUUGCGUUGUCAAUCAGUUUUACCAUAGAGCUAUUACGGGCUAUUACAGCUCUAUGGUUUUACGAAGCUCAUAGUCGUAGAUACAUUGCCGUUUCCAGACUUUCCUUGCAUGAUUGCAUCACAUUACAACGAACGGCAGAGCAGACUUUAGAUCUAAACAGCCUUGAUCGAUAUUAGGAGUACGUACCUCAUUCCUACCUUCCUUGAAGUUUGAACUUGCCCUUGGCUGGGGGCCGCUUGCAUAUAACAAACCUCGACCGUCCCAUCUUCCCCAUUAAAAAAAUGCAACCACGAUAUUAGCUGUUGCAAAUAAGUAUCUGCUCUCUGAUUGCUAAUAUAACACUGGAACAAUUUAUAAAUCAGAAUGAAUAUAACGUACAGCACAGAAUUAGAGUUGGAAAAACUUCUUUUUUUGGUUCUUCUCCGACUUCCCGCGUAUUAGCCUCAGCUCAUGUUGUUUCAGGUCGACAAAAAGUUUUAUUUUACGAUUCUAAUGAUUC
Molecule: messenger RNA, 2208 nt
Organism: Lytechinus pictus (painted urchin)
Lineage: Eukaryota; Metazoa; Echinodermata; Echinoidea; Temnopleuroida; Toxopneustidae
Product: deleted in malignant brain tumors 1 protein-like
Exons: 10
Coding region: 112-1257 (381 amino acids)
Cellular component (GO): membrane
Molecular function (GO): protein binding
Source: RefSeq, a predicted model, not a curated record